AAGAGAAAAUAGUGGGCCAUUUGUGCCUCUACCAUCAGCAGCCGGUGGUGUCACUCAACUAGUGUGAAGAUCAACCACAGUGUAUCAUUCAAUCCCCGCUUUUACCACACUACUGCCUAGGAUUUAUUAUAGACAUAUUUUUCUGAUGGUCAGCCAUGGAUGAAGAUGACAGCCAAGACGAGCUGAUUAACCGUUCUUCCAAAAGCAAAGGGAAAAGAGCUGCAACAUGGGCCAUCUCAGAUGAUUCUGAUGAAGCUGGGUCUGAUGAGGAGGUGGAGUCACAGAGUGGGGAAGAGGAUGACACCUUAGAUGAGGAAGAUGAGGAAGACGAGGAUGAAGAUGAAGAGGAUGAAGAGGAUGGAGUUGAGCCUAAGGAGGAAGGAUGCGCGGGGACCUCGGCCAACGCAGAAGUGAGCUCAGAUGAGGAGGCUGAGAAAUGUCCCAUAUGCCUCCAUUCGUUUAACAGGCAACCUGUGGCCACACCGGAGAACUGUGAACACUACUUCUGCCUUGACUGCAUCCUUGAAUGGUCAAAGAAUGCAAACUCCUGUCCAAUAGACCGGACUAACUUCAAAGUUAUAUAUCUAAGAACAUGCUUUGGAGGCAAGGUUCAGAAAGCGAUCACUGUACAAAAGCCUGCAAAACAGUGUGAGCAGGAAACUGUAGAUGUGGACCUUGAGGAGACGAGCUGUGAAGUGUGUGGAGGAAGUGACCGGGAAGACCGCCUUUUGCUCUGUGAUGGCUGUGAUGCAGGAUAUCACAUGGAAUGCCUUACACCACCACUUGAUGCUGUUCCAGUUGAAGAAUGGUUUUGCCCAGAAUGUGAAGCCAACAGCCGCCAUUCAAGAGCUUCAGCUACCGAAACAAGUGACACAGACAGCCUUCCAUCUACUGCACGCCACGCCUCUAGCCGCCCUCGCUCCCAUAUGGGCGGGACCCGUGCUAUUGCCCGCACCCAGCACAGUGAGAGGGUCCGGGCCAAUGUCAAUCGCCAUCGGAUCACGCAGGCACGCACUCAGGAGUUGGCUCCUACCUAUCUGAUCCGAUCUACUUGGCUGGAUGAAACCAUAAAUGCUGUGGUGGCAGGUCUAAACACUGCAGUGUAUGUACGGGAUUUAACCUCACGACCUUCAUCAACCCGUCGCCGUAAGACCAGGAAAGUACAUGGCAGAAAAACCUCCUCAAAAAGUAAAAAGGGCAAAUCAGCCAGUACAGGAGGCAAGAGGCGAAAAAGGAGAGUGAGAAGGACAAAAUCCAGGAAGAAGCUGGUGAUGAAAAAGACACCCACCAUUCGGAGUCGUAUUGCUAACAAUCUUGGCAUUGUGAAGGACAAGAAGAGCUCAUCCCUUCCAACUGUCUACAGACCAUCUGAGAGCACUCUGAGCAGCAUGAGGGCAGACAUUGGUGCAGCAUCACUGUCAAUUUAUGGAGAUCCAUUUGACCUCGACCCUUUUACUGACCGUGAGGAUGAGGAAGAGCAGACCCACGACUCUGCUCUGUUUGAAGCCAAGAGACGAGGGAUCUCACGCUCUGCUUUCCGUUCUCAUCAGCCAGUGGCAAGACCAGUUAGUCUCUCCAGGAGGCCAGUGAGCAUCCCACAGGCUAGUAGUGUUGUUGAAGCAGCUCCUGUACCUGAUCUGUUGGGCAGCAUACUCUCUGGACAGAGCAUGCUUUUAAUGGACAGCUCUGAUGUGGUCAUUAAUCGUGAUGGUUCUCUUAAAACUUCAAAACCAAUUAGUGUGACGAACCCCAUGAGGCCCGGCAGCAGCAGAAGCAGUAGCGCUGGAGAUAGUGGCUCACAGACCACAGAUGUGGACAGGCUGGGAUCUUCUGAAAGCCCCAUGAACACGCAUUUCUCUCAGAACUCUUCUCCUUUAUCUUCACCUCUAGGCUCUUCACUAAACCUUAGUGAAAUGUCUUACACCCAUGUUCCACCCAGAAGUAAUGCUUUUUCACAUGAGCUGAAUAGGCCCAAUCAGAGGUUGGGCCAUCCGGUAACAAAUGGAAUGAGAGAAUGCAGAGACAAUAGUUCCUCAGAAAGCAAAGCUGUCUCCCAGUCUCAUUCGCUUAAGGCACCUACAAAACCUAUGUGGGUGGAUGUGUCUGUGCUCCCCAGAAUACCAAAAAUCAAAAGAGAAAGCAAUGUUAAUACUUCUAUGAAAAAUGAAAGUAAUACAAGUAGAAGUUCAAACGGUAGCAGCUAUGGCAUGCCUGAGACGGGCAUAAGCAGACUGGCUGGGGACAAAGAGCGGCAUCAUUCUGUGGAUCAGCAGCAUGGCAGAACAGAUGGUCCGAGGAGCAGACCUGAUGGAGCAGGUUCUUCCUCAGGCUUCUCCAGCUCCUUUUCCUCCUCCUCUUCCUCACCUGCCCCACACACCAACCAUCAGAGAUUCUCUUCGGGAGGUUCAUCGUCAUCAUCCUCCUCUGUAAGUUUCCGCAUUAGCUCCAGUGGCAAUUCGUGGCAUUCUAGACGAUUAAAUAUUGCAUCACUAACUCCAAGUGGAUCUAGCCUACAAGAACAUUGUUCAAAAAAAGAGGAAGAAGAAAGAAAAAGACAAUUACGCCGAGAUAAGCAGAAGCUGCUUGCAUCACACUCCAAAGACAGUAAUAAUAUUUAUGAUCCGUUUAAUCCUACUGAAUCAGAUUCAGGCAGCUCGGAUGGGGAAAGUGAGGGCAUCAGUAUAGAGUGUAGCUCUCGACUUAAACAAGAGCCUGCCGAUUUAAAAAAGAAAGUUGUUUCACGAAGUAGGUGGGACCUAAAACAAGGAAAAGACGAAACACAACGUCCACAUUCACAAAAUAAACCAGCUACCACAGCUGCUCAGGAACCAUGCACAGAGCAACUUAAGGGCACUAAAGACAAUAUCACAUUUAAAAAAGGCUCCAUAUUCUCUCAUAUUGAGAUGCCGACUCCAUCUAACACUACUAUAAAGAAAGAGCCAGAGUCUGAUACAGAUGAAGCAGUAAAGCGUAUCUUUGAAUCAGAAACUGAGGACGAAGCUCAACCAGUGGAACAAAGAUUGAAUAUUAUAAAAAUUGAGGAGACUGUUACAGAAGGUUCAGCCCCUGAACCACCUGCUGCUCUUUGUGAUGACAGAGCCUCAGCUACAUCAAACUCCAGUCCUGUUAAAAAGUCAGAAAAGACUGAAAUUAAGUAUGAUUCACACAACAAGAACCAAUCAAAAGAAUCUGUCAGUGACAAGAGCACCUCCAAGAAAAAAGAACCCUCUAAAGAUCAACGGGCACGUUCCAGCAGCACAGAACGAACAAAGAAACACAGUAGCCCUGAACAAGACCGGAGACAUGUCCGCAUGGAGGCAAAACAUGAAGGAGGUGAAAAGGAAAAGGACAAAGACAAAGCAAAGUCCUCCAGACGCUCUCGGUCAAAGGAGAGAAGAAGAACACGCAGAGUCUCUGAAAGCUCCUCCUCCAGAUCCCCGGACAAGGCAUCCAAAAAGAGAAGACGCUCACGCUCACGAUCACGCUCCCAAGACAAGAGGAGGUCCAGGUCAUGUUCGACCUCUAGCAGCCGGGAACGAUCAAGGACAAAGAAACAUAAAAGGCGAAGCAAAGAACGAGAUGAGGAUAAAGAUGUGAAAAGACGCUCUUCAAAAGAUAAGAGGCGUGACCGAUCUCGUUCCAAGUCUCGCUCCAGAUCUCACUCUAGAUCCAGGUCAAGAUCACGAGAGAGGAGACAUGCUCGCUCCAAGUCCCGGUCUAGAAGCCGAUCGCGAUCCAGAGACAGGAGGAAGAAUGAGUCUCGCCAUCAGUCAUCCAGAGACAAGGUGGAGUCCCGUUCAAAAGAUAAGAAAAGGUACAGAUCUCGGUCCACUUCUAGAGAGAGAAAAAAGACAAGAGAAGACCCGUCUACAGUCAAGAAACCAAAAAAUGCUGAUACCAAUAGAUCAUCUGAUAAGGACAAAAAGCCCGUAAAAGACAAGAGAAAAGAUGACACUCUCACAGUCAAAUCUGAGAAAUCUGAAAGAUUAGCAAAAUCAGAAAAAUCUGCCAAAUCAGAAAAAGAUGAUAAAGCAGAUAAGGCAGAUAAAACAGAUAAAGUGGAUAAAGCAGAUAAGGCAGAUAAGGCAAAUAAGGCAGAUAAAUCAUAUAAAUCAGAUAAAUCAGAUAGAACUGAGAAAGCCGAAAAAGCUGGAAAAUCUGAAAAAGUGUCUAAAAUGAAUAAACCAAGCUCUUCUUCCUCUAGUUCUUGUCUUGGGGUUAAGAAAGAACCAACAGAGACAAAAGUAGAAGAGAAUCCCUGUGAUGCUGUUGACAAAAAGGAUAAAAUCAAAAAAGAAAUCAAAAAGGAAAAAUGUGCAGUGUUUGAUAUGUUUGAAGGUAGUCCAACCAGUAACAUUAUUAAGCAGGAGCCUGUUGACACCCCUGUUGUAGUUGGUGAGGAUAAAGAAAAGGAAGAUAUGCACAAUAUUAAGACUGAAGAAUGCCAGUUGGAUAAACCAGAGGCAAAAUCCCCUGAGGAGAAGCUCAUUGUUGCAGAAUGCAGCAUUGACGAUGAUGUAAGUGCUACUGCUGUGUCCACCCCGCCACAGGACCCACCAAAUGAAAGUAUAGAGGGCCCAACCAUUUCUGUAAAGCAAGAAACAGUUCAUCCAUCCUCUGACUCUGAUGAUGACUUUAAUGUGGAUGUAAUGUUAGACAAUCUGGACCUGGUCAAAUCCAAGUGUGAUGAGUCAACAGAAGCUACUGUCAAACAGGAAAAAGAUGAGAAGAGUGACGGAGAGCCAGCUGCUGCAGUGGGCAAAACUAAACCGCAAGUGAAAAGAGUCACAUGGAACAUCGAGGAGCCUGUGGGGCCUCAGCCUGACAAGUCAGCAAGCAAGGUGGCUCUUUACAAGUUAAAACUUAAGCAGGAAGGAAUUCGCAGGCCUUCAGCAUCCGCAUCCUCUCAGGACCUAACCGGAACUACUAAUGCUGGUGAUGUAACGAAGAUUACAGACCCAGAGAGGUCUUCAGGGUCUGACAGUUCACAGGGACAGUCUGCCUCAGCACAGGGGCAGGGAGAAGAUGGGGAUAUACUCAAGAAAGACAAGACCUACUUAAAGAAGCUUCACAUGCAAGAGAGAGCUAUCGAGGAGGUAAAGCUGGCCAUUAAGCCUUUUUACCAGAAAAGAGACAUCAACAAGGACGAAUACAAAGAGAUUCUACGUAAAGCUGUGCAGAAGGUAUGCCACAGUAAGAGUGGAGAGAUCAAUCCGGUGAAGGUGGGCAAUCUAGUCAAGGCUUAUGUGGACAAAUACAAACAUGCUAGAAAAUACAAGAAAGGAGAUGAACCAGAACCUCGAGCCUUGAACCUUAAAGACGGUGUGCUGGAGAACGCUGGUCCCCGGAUUGGUGUCCCGUGUCCCGCUGUGGCCGUCCUGGAGAGACAGACUCUUUCAGCGGAGAGAGGACGAGAGAGGAUCAGUGGAUUUGGCCCUCUCCAGUGAAGAGGUGCCCUGUAGUCUGGGAUUAGAGGGAUGAACCCACUCUCUCCUGUCCCCUCUGAAGGAUGUGUCUUUUGUGGGACACUCCAGCUAGAAGGUCCAGGCUGGAGGAGAGCGAGAAGAUGUGGGGGAGGUGCUUGGGAGAUUAGAUCAAGAAAAUUGCUCAGAAUCAAGAAUCCACUCCAAAAAAGUAAUGAUACAUUUAUUAUAUGGUUGUAGAGAUACAAUUUUAAUUAUUCUGAAAGCAGAUGACAGAGGCAGCCCAAUUUAUGAAUUAAAGGUCUUAUAUUACACAUAAGUGCCUCUUGUGAGCUUUAAGCCAUGUUAGAAAGUUGUUACCUCAUGUGAAGAUAAAAACAGUGUCACACUUGUAUUACCACAUGGCAGAGUCGGGACCAAGUUGUUGUUUUGCAAGUCUCAAGUAAGUCUCAAGUCUUUGACCUCA
Molecule: messenger RNA, 5889 nt
Organism: Boleophthalmus pectinirostris (great blue-spotted mudskipper)
Lineage: Eukaryota; Metazoa; Chordata; Actinopteri; Gobiiformes; Gobiidae
Gene: phrf1
Product: PHD and ring finger domains 1
Exons: 21
Coding region: 156-5447 (1763 amino acids)
Source: RefSeq, a predicted model, not a curated record